UGUGGGUUUGAUGGUGGUGAACAGUGCAGGGGAGUGGAGAGACGCUGGGAGAGGACUCAAACACUCACACACGCACACGCACGCACGCACGCACGCACCGACACACUCGACGCAUGCUUGGAGGAAGAGGGCGCACCAAAAGACGCACGAAGGGCUUUCUUUUUCACUGAUAUUCCCCUCUCUCUCGCUCUCUCUUUCUCUCUCUCUCUCUCUCUCUCUCUCUCUCUCUCUCUCUCUCUCUCAACGGCAAGGGAAAGAAAAAGUUUGCAGAAAGAGAGGAAGAGGAGAGGACUCUCGCUCGGUUGGAGCACGCAAAGACAAGCACGCGCUCAUUGACUCUCGUCCUGGAAAUAAUUUUUGAAUUUCAUCCCCUACUUUUUUUAUUUAGUUUUUUUUUUUUAGAUUCUUUUUGAAUGUUCCGCGCCUUGCUGUCCUGGGGGGAUUCCGUCUGGGGGGGCUUUCCUUUUCUGCACAAAUCCACACGCCAGCCUCUGUGUUGAUAAACAGUGAAAGACAAGGAAACGGAGAAACCGGACCAGAAGGGGGCCAAAAACGCACCAGGUAUGGCGGCUGUGUUGCCGAGAACCCUGGGUGAGCUGCAGCUCUACCGCAUCCUGCAGCGGGCCAACCUGCUCUACUACUACGAGGCCUUCAUCCAGCAGGGCGGCGACGACGUGCAGCAGCUGUGCGAGGCCGGCGAGGAGGAGUUCCUGGAGAUCAUGGCGCUCGUCGGCAUGGCCAGCAAGCCGCUGCACGUGCGGCGCCUGCAGAAGGCGCUUCGCGACUGGGUCACCAACCCGGCCGUGUUCAACCAGCCGCUCACCUCGCUGCCCGUCUGCAGCAUCCCCGUCUACAAGCUGCCCGAGGGCUCGCCCACGCUGCUCGGCGCCCAAGACCGAUCCAACACCGCCAGCGUCAAGAUGCCAAAAGCCGCAGCCGUCACCGCCGCCUGCUCCGACCCAGGGAAACUGGACGUGGCGCGGGACAAAGUGUCGGCCGGGUCGCCCCUGCAGGGGGGCAGCGAAGCUCGAUUCUGGUCUGGCCACAGCAACGACAGCGAACACAGCCUGUCGCCGUCGGACCUCGGCUCCCCGUCCUCGCCGAGAGACGCGCUGGAGGCUCUGGACGCCGCGGCGGUCCAGUCGGUCCUGGAGUGCGUGGACAGGAUGGCGCCGGGGCUUCCCAAGACGGAUUUGGCCGAGGUCAAAGAGCAGCUGAAGAACAACAAGAAGCUGGCAAAGAUGAUCGGACACAUCUUCGAAAUGAGCGACGACGAGCCGCGGCGGGAAGAGGAGAUCCGAAAAUACAGCGCCAUCUAUGGACGCUUUGACUCCAAGAGGAGGGACGGAAAACACCUGACGCUGCACGAGCUGACGGUGAACGAGGCGGCGGCCCAGCUCUGCAUGAGGGACAUGGCUCUGCUGACGCGGCGGGACGAGCUGUUUGGACUCGCCCGCCAGAUUUCCAGAGAGGUCACUUACAAAUACACAUACCGCACCAGCAAGUCUCGCUGCGGAGACAGAGACGAGCCGUCCCCUAAAAGGAUUAAAACAGAGGAGAACUUCUUCGACAUCCAGGAGGCGCUGCAGGCCAUCCACAUGAGGCAGGAGAUGCUGAGGGAGCAGCUGGCCUGCGCCAAGUCCAAGGGGGAAGAAACCGUCGGGCGGAAUCUGCAGAUGCAGCUGGAGCGUCUGCUGGCCCGGCAGAUGGAGAUCCUGCAGGACGCCGCCGUCCAGGAGCGCCUCCAGGCUCUGGACUGGAGGAUCCCCCCCGCUGCCUUAAAGUACCUCAGCGACGCCCAGAACACCAACGGAGCCGACGCCAGCAGAGACAGCCAAGAUGAACGGCCAAUCAACUUGCGUGUGGUCAGUCAGAACAUGCAGGAAGGCGACCUCCCUUUGGGCAAGCAGCUAGCCAAUGAACUGAAACGCCAUCACAACCACAACAACCACAACCACAACCACAACAACAACAACAGCAACCACAGCAACACAGAAGAGACCAAAACAUCAGCAACAGAAAACGGAACGUCGCAGCGAGCGUCCAGCAACCCAGAGAAGAAGACCAUCAAGUCAGAGCCGGAAGACUCCACAUAGUGCCUCCCGCCUCGCCCUACCACCAACCCCCCCCCCCCCCCCCGAUUCAUUCUACUCACACUUGACAGUAUGCAGUUAUUACCCAUCAAUAGGUACUAAGCAAGCACAGCCACAGUAGAGCCUUAACAACCAAUGUUGCCUCAUGAAUAGCAUUUAUUUUUCUUUGGGUCUGUCUUUCUGUUUUGACGGUAUUCGCCAAAGCAUCUAGAGAGCAUGUCAAGAAGCCCCUCAGUGUUCUGCGGGUCUUUGUCUGUUGAUUAAUCGUACCAGUUAGAUGUACAUGUAAUUUAA
Etheostoma cragini (Arkansas darter) is the source of this 2387-nucleotide messenger RNA. RefSeq names its product NGFI-A-binding protein 1-like. Gene Ontology annotation, cellular component: nucleus. Lineage: Eukaryota; Metazoa; Chordata; Actinopteri; Perciformes; Percidae. Gene Ontology annotation, biological process: negative regulation of DNA-templated transcription. The record is from RefSeq and is a predicted model, not a curated record. Gene Ontology annotation, molecular function: transcription factor binding; transcription coregulator activity. The transcript is spliced from 9 exons. Bases 564 to 2096 code for a protein of 510 amino acids.